AUGCGAUUAUUCAUUGUGCCCGUUUGCAUGGCAGCAUUCGGUGUAUCCACCGCAAGAUCCAUACUGUAUGAUAUUCAGUACAAUAAUCAUUCAGGUUUUAAGCUUAGUUUCAUAAGUAGACUGGAUCUGCUUGCAUUUGCAGACAUGGCUGCAAACACAUAUUCAAAAAGCAGCAUGAACAAUGAGUUAGCUUCAUUUGGAUAUGGUAGCAAUAGAUUACGUGCAAAGGCAUUUGCACAUGGCACUGGUGUGGUUGUGGCAUUCAAGGGAACAAGUCCGAUAUUCAUGGGAAUAGAAACAGGACGAACAUCAAAAGCAGACAAACUUAUUGAUAAGGUGCUGUACUCAAUAUGUAGCACACAUGAAUGUGAGAAGCAGAAGCUUAAGGACCUGGAAAGAAUCGGAUAUCUUGCAGAUGCACUUCAAAUAGUGCAAGCUGUUGCAAAUAUGUAUCCUGGAAUGAACUUGACUCUUACUGGGCACUCAAUGGGUGGUACAAUUGCAUCUCUUGCAGCAGCUAUACUUAAUCUCCCUGCAAUAGUUUUUUCUUCGCCUGGGGAUGCAUACAUAGCAAAGAUCCUUGGUAUUGAAGUGGAGAAGAGUACAAAUCAGAGCAUCAUCCAUGUUGGAAUGUGUAAUGAUGCAGUGUUCAAAGGUAAAUGCAACAGAGCGUAUGGUCCAUGCGGAGUGUUUGGAUAUAGAAUUCAGACAAAGUGCCAUCUUGGUACUACAUUCUGUAUACACAGCCAUGGAUGGAAUAGUGUGUUGUAUCAUCCGAUCGAUGUUAUCAAAAGCAAGCUUACAUCUUUUGAAGAUAUUGUAUUGACCAACAUCCAUGCAAAACGCUGUGUCUAUGUUUAA
Ordospora colligata OC4 is the source of this 861-nucleotide messenger RNA. RefSeq names its product putative lipase. The record is from RefSeq and is a predicted model, not a curated record. Lineage: Eukaryota; Fungi; Microsporidia; Ordosporidae. The transcript has a single exon. Gene Ontology annotation, molecular function: glycerophospholipase activity. Bases 1 to 861 code for a protein of 286 amino acids. Gene Ontology annotation, biological process: macroautophagy; neutral lipid catabolic process; piecemeal microautophagy of the nucleus.